AUGCUUUUCAACAUCGCCCUCAUCUCCUCCCUCGCUGCCGCUGUCAUUGCAGCUCCAGCACCCGUCCCUCAAACCACAAACAAUCCAACCUACUCAUGGGACGUAACAGGAUGGAGUGCAGGUUGCGCAAGAGCGGGAUGUUACUAUGAUUUCAACAUAACAGCCCCCGCCCACGGCACCAACCCAACCGUCCCAGCAUUCUCAGCAUACUGCUCCGGCUCAGAAAACGGCUUCGGUCUCGGUGGAGAUUACAGAGCUUGCAAUAUCUUUGACGAUCUGCCAGCGAACAGAGGCGUUGUUGCCAAGUUGUUGCCUGCGCCGACGGGAAGUGGUGCGCAUAUCCAAGUUAGUCUUCAGUGGACGGAUUUGGAGCAAGCGAGCACUUAUUACAACUAUACUGGACAUGCGAACAGCACUUAUAACCAAUUCGUCGCGCCGCUGCAAUCGUUCAAGAUUACUCCUACCGAGUUUUUCGGUGUAGCGUAG
Glarea lozoyensis ATCC 20868 is the source of this 486-nucleotide messenger RNA. RefSeq lists its product as uncharacterized. The transcript is spliced from 3 exons. The record is from RefSeq and is a predicted model, not a curated record. Lineage: Eukaryota; Fungi; Ascomycota; Leotiomycetes; Helotiales; Helotiaceae. Bases 1 to 486 code for a protein of 161 amino acids.